Molecule: messenger RNA, 3417 nt
Organism: Neogale vison (American mink)
Lineage: Eukaryota; Metazoa; Chordata; Mammalia; Carnivora; Mustelidae
Gene: GUCY2F
Product: guanylate cyclase 2F, retinal
Biological process (GO): intracellular signal transduction; protein phosphorylation; cGMP biosynthetic process
Molecular function (GO): guanylate cyclase activity; ATP binding; peptide receptor activity
Source: RefSeq, a predicted model, not a curated record
AUGCUCUGGUGUCCGGCUCCCAGAAGACAGCGAAAACACCAUGGCCUUGUAGCCUUCAAGCUCCUAUGGUGCUCGUGCCUCCUGGCCCUCGCGUCCAUCCCACAGCGGGUGUGGGCGCCCCUUUACAAGAUAGGGGUAGUGGGCCCUUGGACUUGCGACCCGUUGUUCUCAAAUGCUCUGCCUGAGGUUGCUGCUGGCUUAGUCAUUGAGCGCAUCAACAGGGACUCCUCGUUUGACGCGGGUUGCUCUUUUGAGUAUGUGAUUCUCAAUGAAGACGGCCAGACCGCCAGGGCCCUUUGCAGUUUCAUUGUUUACCACCAGAUGGCCUCGGGAUUUAUUGGCCCUGUCAACCCCGACUGCAAGGCCGCCUCGCUCCUGGGAAACAGUUGGAACAAAGGGCUUUUCUCUUGGGCUUGUGUGAAUUAGGAAUUAGACAAUAAAAUCAGCCCGCCGGCCUCUCGGACACUCCCUUCUCCGGUGCGGGUGCUGGUAACUGUCAUGAGGUACUGCCAGGGGGCUCACGCCAGAGUCAUCUCAGAUGAAGACAUUUGGGUGCACACCGCCAAUCGAGUACCAAGCGCUCUGCAGAGCCGUGGCCUACCGGUAGGGGUCGUACUGAGCUCAGGACAAGACAGCCACAGCACUCGGGCGGCGCUCCUGCGGAUUCGUCAGGCUGACAGAAUUCUCAUAAUCACCAUGUAUGUGCAUUCGGCCUUGAUUGGGGGAGAAACUCAGAUGCGUCUCUUGGAAUGGGCUCAUGAUGUGAAAAUGACUGAUGGAAACUACGUCUUUGUUCCCUAUGAUGCUCUGCUCUACAGUUUACUUUAUAAGCAUACCCCCUACCAGGUCCUGAGGAAAAACCCGAAACUCCGGGAAGCCUAUGAUGCUGUGUUGACCAUUACAGUGGAGUCCCAAGAAAAAACCUUCUAUCAAGCCUAUACUGAGGCAGCAGCUAUACAUGAAAUUCCUGAGGCUCAAGAUAAUUGUAAUUUUUAAAAAUAUAUUUCACCAUUGUUUGGAACCAUCUAUAAUUCAAUUUACUUUAUCGCACAAGCCAUGAAUAAUGCUAUGAAAGAAAAUGGACGGGCUAGUGCUGCCAGCCUGGUUCAGCAUUCCAGAAACACGCAGUUCUAUGGAUUCAGCCUAUUGAUAAGGAGAGAUUCAAAUGGAAAUGGAAUUGCAGAAUAUGUAAUCCUGGACACCAACUGGAAAGAAUGGGAACUCUAUUGUACUUACACUGUGGACAUGGAAAAGGAGCUGCUGCGGUUUGAGAGGACUCCCCCCCCCAUUUGCUUCCCUGGUGGCAGGCCCCCUCGAGCAGAUGCACAAUGCUGAUUUGCAGAAGGGAAGAUCUGUGACAUAAUACUGACCCUUCACAGAGUGGCAUUGACCAUGUCUUUGUGUGAUGGUCUGACUUGCUUUGCUUAUAGCCCUGCUGUUAAUGGAUUUGCUUACUUUAUAUGGUGUCAUAUAAAUAAAAUCCAGUUGAUUAAAGGACCCAAUAGAAUUCUACUGACUUUGAAGGAUGUGACGUUUAUCAAUCCCCACUUUGGCAGUAAGAGAGGAAGUUGUACCAGUGUAAGCUUCCAGAUCACCUCAGAAGUCCAAAGUGGACGGUUUCCAAGGCUCCCUUUUUCCUCGGGGAGUCUAACUCCAGCUACCUAUGAAAACUCCAACAUAUCCAUUUAUGAGGGUGAUUGGGUGUGGCUGAAAAAGUUCCCCUUUGGAUGUUUUGGAGACCUUAAGUCCAUCAAAUCCAGUGCAAGUGAUAUGUUUGAAAUGAUGAAGGACCUGCAUCAUGAAAAUAUUAACCCUUUAUUGGGCUUCUUCUAUGAUUCAGGGAUAUUUGCCAUUGUGACAGAAUUCUCUUCCAGAAGGAGCCUAGAAGCUAUAUUGACAAAUCAGGAUGUGAAACUUGACUGGAUAUUUAAAUCAUCACUUCUGCUGGAUCUUUUCAAGGGCAUGAAGUACUUACACCAUGGAGAGUUUGCUCAUGGGAGGUUGAAAUCUUGGAACUGUGUGGUAGAUAGGUGUUUUGUACUAAAAGUGACAGAUUAUGGUUUUAAUGACAUCUUGGAAACUCUAAGUCUCCCAAGAGGAACCAUCUGCGGAAGAGCCCUUCUCUUCAGCCAAGCUAAUCUGCUUACCACCACCCCCAUCUGCAAUUUGCUCCUUUCUACUUCUUGUUCUUUUGCACUUGCUAUGGACAGCCCCGAACUGUUGAGAACCCCAAAGGGCAGCACGUUAGGUUCUUUUGCAGGAGAUGUCUAUAGCUUUGCCAUCAUCAUGCAAGAAGUGCUGGUUCGGGGCACCCCAUUCUGCAUGAUGGAUCUGCCUGUCAAAGAAAUCAUAGACAGAGUUAAGAAGCCUCCUCCUGUGUACAGACCCAUGGUUCCUCCUGAGUGUGCCCCUCCAGAAUGUCUCCAGCUGAUGAAGCAGCGCUGGGCUGAAGCUUCAGAACAGCGACCAAUUUUUGAUGAAAUAUUUAAUCAGUUUAAAACUUUGGAUAAAGGGAAGAAGACCAAUAUCAUUGACUCCAUGCUUUGGAUUUUGGAGCAAUAUACUAGCAACUUGUAAGAUUUGAUCUGGGAACAGACUGAAGAGCUGGAAAUUGAAAAACAGAAAACAGAUCUUCUAACACAGAUGCUACCACUCUGUCUCUGCUUUUGAUCAGUUGCCAAAUCCCUCAAAAAGGACUACAUGGUUGAACCUGAGGGCUUUGACUUGAUCACCUUGUACUUCAGUGACAUUGUGGGUUUCGCCACCAUCUCAGCCAUGAGUGAGCCUAUUGAGGUGGUAGAUCUUAAUAACCUGUACACACUCUUUGAUGCUGUCAUAGGCAAUCAUGAUGUCUACAAGUAUUGGGAAUACAUUGGAGAUACUUACAUGGUGGCCUCAGGCCUCCCAAAGGGGAAUGGCAGUCAGCAUGCAGCUGAGAUUGCAAACAUGUCCCUAGAUAUCCUGAGCUCCGUGGGGACCUUUAAGAUGAGACACAUGCCAAAGGUGCCAGUCCGGAUUCGAAUAGGCCUGCAUUCAGGGCCAGUUGUUGCUGAAGUGGUGGGGCUCACCAUGCCCAGAUACUGCCUGUUUGGAGACACUUUGAACACAGCUUCUCGUAUGGAAUCAACAGGGUUACCUUACUGCAUUCAUGUCAGUCACACAAUUCUUCAAGCUCUGAGUGAGGGCUGUGAAGUAGAGCUUCGAGGAAGGUCAGCACUCAGGGGCAAAGGCACAGAAGAGACCUUCUGGCUGGUUGAAAAAGGCUUUACAAAGCUCCUUCUUGUGCCCCCACCAGUGGGCAAAGAUGGUUAAGUACACACUUAAUUAGAGCAAGUGGGCCAUGGCUUACAACCAAUAGAUAUUUCAGCCUUCCAAAGAAGAAAAGCAGAAAGGCAACUGGUGAGAAACAAGCCAUAA